Cornus florida is the source of this 4449-nucleotide messenger RNA. RefSeq lists its product as uncharacterized. Bases 283 to 4335 code for a protein of 1350 amino acids. The record is from RefSeq and is a predicted model, not a curated record. NCBI's taxonomy places the organism in Eukaryota, Viridiplantae, Streptophyta, Magnoliopsida, Cornales, Cornaceae. The transcript has 6 exons.
CGAAUCACAUUUUAAUUUCGCAACAAUACAGAAAACCCUCAUCUCUCUCUCUCGACAAAAAAUUCGAGAUUCAAUCGCACUUUCUCAUCUUCAGACGAAAACAACCGACUCUCUCUCUCUAGGGUUCGGCUGCUCUCGUAUCUUUUAGGUUUCUGAUUUCGAUGCAAUCCCGCGAUCUGAUCGGUCAGAGUCUCCGAAAGUUCAGCCGUCAGAUUUCCGGAAGGCUCAUCGGCCGGCCGGCCAACCAUAUUUCGUUCGCGUGUUUGACCGACAACAUCUGUUAUGACGCGAAGUUCUCGGCACAAAUCGCACAAGCAAAGCAAACAUGGUUCGAAGGACGAGAAGGAGUACUCGGAAUCUGCAGAAGAUGUGAAGAUGAAUGAGAGGAACGGCAAGGAAGAAGGUUCAGUUAGGCUUUCUAGGGAUUCCUAUUCUGGUGAGAAGCGUAAAGUUUCUUCGCAGUCGAGAGAGGGUAAAGAUCCGUCUGAUCAUGGUAAUGGCGAUACAACAGAAGAGCCUGUUGUUUCGAAGCGUCGCAAGGAGAAGGCUGAUGCCGCUGCUACGGAUAGGUGGAACAGUGCAGGGGACGAGCGAGGCGAUGGUGUGACUACUGAUAAGGAGAGGAAAGGGGAAAGUUCGAGGCUUGAUUCAGAUAAAAGCUCAAAGUCAAAGGUUUCGGCUGAUUCAAAGAGUAAAACUAGUAGAAGGCAUGAUAAUGUCAGUGAGAAGAAGGAAGAGAAUGUCUGUUCGGUGCCAGAGAAGGUGGAUCCAAAACAUAAGUCUGAAAAGGAUUCUGGGUUGAAAGCAGUUCAGCAAUAUAAAGAUUCGAAGGAAUCAAAAGACAAGGAACGUGGGUUGGAGAAGGAGAAGAAGGUUCAGAACGUUAAGCGUGAUGCAGAGGCACCGGCAAUGGAUGGUGAAGUGGCUGCAAAGCAAGGAUCGCAAUCAGGGGAUUUUGGCGAAGAGCGGCAGGGCAAACGAAGUAGAGAAAAUACUGGGCGGCCUAUACAAGAUGAGUUACGAAAUCCCGAGUUAGAGAAGGAGCUUGAGAAACGGAUAAGGAAGAGAAGAGAUGGUUCUAGUGAUAAAGAUAGAAAUCAGGAUCAUGCAAAAGAAAUUGAUGAUAAGCGAUUGUCUUCAAGGGGUGAGCGUGGAAAGGAUGGAAGAUACAAGGAUGAAAAGCAUAAAGAUGGAAGUCAUGGAGAUAAAUAUAAAGAAGAUGGUGGAAGGGAGAAUAGAAACAAGGACAAUAAGUAUGGGGAAGAUGGUGACAAAGAUAAUAGAGUCAGAGACGAAAAGUAUCGGGAAGAUGGUGCUAGAGAUAAGAGACACAGGGAUGACAAGCAUCGGGAAGAUGGUGACAGAGAUACUAGAAACAGGGAUGGUAAGUAUCAGGAAGAGGGUGAGAGAGAUAACAGACACAGGGAUGAUAAGUAUCGUGAUGAUGGUGAUAGAGAAAACAGACACAGGGAUGAUAAGUAUCGUGAAGAUGGUGAGAGAGAGAACAGACACCGGGAUGAAAAGUAUCGCGAAGAUGGUGAGAGAGAUUACAGACACCGUGAUGAAAAGUAUCGCGAAGAUGGUGAGAGAGAUAACAGACACCGGGAUGAUAAGUAUCGUGACGAUGGUGAGAGAGAUAACAGACACCGGGAUGAUAAGUAUCGUGAAGAUGGUGAGAGAGAUAAUAGACAAAGAGAUGAUAAGUACCGGAAAGAUGCUGACAGAGAUAAUAAACAUAGGGAAGAUUUUGACAGAGAGAAUAAACAUUCAGAUGGCAAGAUUAGAGAUGAUUUUGAUAGAGAUAAGAGACUCAGGGACUUAAAGUACAGAGACGAACGCAUUUCAAGAGAUCGCACUAGUGACAAAUCUGAUAUUAAGCGUUCGAGGGAUGAAAGUAAUGCUGGAGAGCGUUAUAGGAAAUCAACCAAUCGUGAUGAUAGUCCUAUAUAUGAUGAUCGUAGCAACAGGUACAAAGAUGACAAGGGAAAGAGAAGAGCCAAUGAUAAAGAUGACAAAGAGGAUAAUAGUGAUAUGAGAUAUCAUAGUACCAAGGAGCAGCGUUCUGAUGCAGAAAGGAAAUCUAUGAGCAGUGCUAAAGUAGACUUGGUUACUGAUAGGGGAAGAUAUUCGAGGAAUGCAGAUGUGGAAAAUUCCCUUAGCCACAGCAGACGGAGGAGUUCCCCCAGCUCCAGUUAUCAUGCUGCAAGAGAUCACUACAGGCUUUCAAAGCAAGAAGGAUCAAAGUACAGGGACUAUGCGAAUGAAGAGAGAGUUUGGCAUGAUGUAACCGCUAUUAAAGAAUUUUCUGGAGUGACUCAGAAAGUUUCUGCCUCUCGCUCAAUAGAGAAAUCUGUUCCAAAAGAUGAGAGCCACUUGAGUGAAUUCUCAAUUGAAAAGCGUCAGAAAACAGAUUCCCGCACUUCUCCCUUGCAGAAGAUGGAUAAAUCCCCAUCAUCAUCGAGUACUGAUCGCAGACACUUGACCAAAUCGGACAUCCGGCGAAGUCUUGAUAUUGAAGAAUCAGGGCAGAGGAGUGGUGGUUCUAGGGAUACAAAGGAUUAUUCUGAUAAGGAAGGGAGAGGAAGUCGUGAGUUGCCUAUGGAUACACUUCCAGUGGAUGAACUAUCCCAAGCAGAUGGGGACACUUUAUCUGUUUCUUCACCUUUCAGUAGAACUAGUCGUUUCCCUAGCAAUUCCAAGUCUCUUCUACCUCCUCCUCCUCCUCCCUUCAGGACAGGGGUUGACAAUCAUUUGGCAUUUUCUAUGGAAGAUGACAAUAGAGGGAAGUCAAUAAACCGCCAUAGGAGGGUUGGCGAUUCUAGCAUUGGAAGAGCACAAGGAAAUACUUGGAAAGGUGUCCAAAACUGGCCUUCCCCCAUGGCAAACGGCUUCCUACCUUUCCCACAUGGUCCACCGCCUGUAGGAUUUCAUCCAGUGAUGCAGCAAUUUCCUGCUCCACAGAUGUUCGGCGUUAGACCUUCAAUGGAAAUAAAUCACACUGGGGUUCCUUACCAUAUUCCUGAUGCUGAUAGAUUUUCUGGCCAUGGGCGGACAUUUUGGCGGAAUCCAGUGGAUGACUCCUGCCCUCCUCCCUUACAUGGUUGGGAUGCUAAUAAUUCUGUAUUUGGGGAAGAAUCUCACUUAUUUGGAAGGCCAGAUUGGGACCAUAAUAGAUUCCCGAUGAGUGGUCGGGGUUGGGAGACAGGUGGAGAAAUGUGGAAGGGGCAAAAUAGUGGUGUGAGCACAGAGUUGCCAGCUGAUCCCCAGAAACAGGAUUAUUCAGCCCAUGGGCCAGCAGAUGAAGUUUGGAUUGGCCAGUCAGGGGAGCGAGCUCAGAAUGAACAAAAGCAGCCGUGUCUAGAGGCAGAGAACAUUGAUAUCAAUAAGUCCAGUGGUGCAGUUGCUACAAACACACUUAAAGCUCCCAAAACACUUCAGGAGGAUAAACCUAGCAGUUCCAAGCCAUCAAGAAAGGAUGAUGAUUUUCUUUGGCAUGCUUAUCUUUCCAAGCUUGACAUAUCAGCAGAUCUUACUCAACCUGAGUUGUAUAAGCAGUGCACUAGCUUAGUGGAUAUGCAUCAGAAAACUAAUUCUGGUGAAAAUGAUUCCAAGAUUCCAUAUACAGAGGAGGCUAUGGAAGCUAAAGUGAUGAAUUUCAGAACAACAUUAAACGCCUCUCCUUUUGCUGCCAUAAAUGAUUCCAUUUUUCAGAAAGCCAUGUCCCUUUACAAGAAGCAGAGAGAAGAAAUCAAGGCUAUUAAUGGGGAGAGAGUGCCUUUUCUUUAUGUGGUGCCAAAAGAUGGUUCAAACGAUGAUGAACCAGGGGAGCUGGAUCCGGCUUGUGAUCAGCAAGAGGCAGAUGAUGCAGUCUCAGAACCUAAUCAGGAGAAAGCAGAGCUUCCAAAUACUUCUGAAAAGCUAGAAGUGUCUCCCGUAACAACCAAGAAGGCAGAAGAUGAACCAGAUGAUCUGAACAGUUUGAAGAAAUCAGAGGAGCCAUUUUCAACUUCAAACGAGGUGGAAACGGUGGUUGAUCCUGUUUGCAUUCAGGAAGCCUCGGAGAAGAUUCUGGAGGACAAAUCUUCGCCUCUGGAAAAUGUUGAGUGUGAUGUUCACUCACCUUGCAAGGUUGACGAUGUGGACUGUGGGAGCGACUCCAUAGGCAAUCAUUGUGCUAAUAAUAGUGAGGAACAGAAGUUGGUUGAUACCAUGUGUGGUGCAUUCCUUUUUUCUGGUAUGUCUUCUGAGGCAUGUGAGGUUGUGAUGCCAGAGUCAAUCGAGUCUGGGUUAGUAAAUUUAAGCCGGAUACAUCAUUCUCCUGAAAGUACACAUUAAGACAAUAUAUUUCUUCAUGAGUUUUUGAAUUGCUGUUAUAGAUCAUGCUUUCAUUCAUAUGUUCUGUGCUUGCUGCUCAUCUUAGUUCAUCAAUAAAAUUUCAUUUUCUUCAUC